Molecule: messenger RNA, 1199 nt
Organism: Monomorium pharaonis (pharaoh ant)
Lineage: Eukaryota; Metazoa; Arthropoda; Insecta; Hymenoptera; Formicidae
Product: macro domain-containing protein CT2219
Exons: 6
Coding region: 244-1068 (274 amino acids)
Biological process (GO): peptidyl-glutamate ADP-deribosylation; purine nucleoside metabolic process; DNA damage response
Cellular component (GO): nucleoplasm
Molecular function (GO): ADP-ribosylglutamate-[protein] hydrolase activity
Source: RefSeq, a predicted model, not a curated record
UGGCGACAGCAGAUUCGUCACCAGUCGAUCGAAAAAAAAACCAGAAAAAACGGAGUUUUUGAAUUAUCGCUCCUCGUCACCAUGAGAAAGUUUUUAACAGCAAUUUUCUAGCGUUCCUCGGGAGCACGGGAGAUACAUACUGUACUGUAUACAGUGUGACGGCAUCGCGUAAUAGUCGUUCGCGGGAACGUGACGUCGCUAACUGACAAACUCCCUCAAGUUGAUUCUUCGCCACCGCCGAACAUGCUGAUAUUGAAAGCGACCGUAGUUAAUUGUUGUUGCGCCUCUAGACGCGCCGCGGGCGCCGCCAGUGUCCUGCAAAAUUUCUUGUUGAGAGGCAAAUUCCCGUCGGCUGCUUACGUCGAACCCGCAAGAAAGAUGUCAUGGGCAAACGAGAAACAAAGAUUCUUGAACAUGUCGCCGGAGGAAAAGAGGAGUUUUUACAAGGCGGAGGUGAUUACCCCCGAUCAGAUCCCCACGUGGGCAGAGUACUGGGACAAAAACAAGUCCAGUAUCGUCAAGACCGUCGAGAAGGUUGAAAAGAUCGACGAGGCCGUAGCUAAAAAAGUAUCGAUAUGGCAAGGGGACAUAACGUUACUUGAGAUAGACGCGAUUGUCAACGCUGCCAAUUCGAGCCUUUUGGGAGGUGGUGGAGUUGAUGGUGCUAUUCAUCGAGCAGCAGGACCAAAUUUAAGGAAGGAAUGUGCGACAUUAGGAGGAUGCAAAGUCGGCGAAGCUAAAAUCACAGGAGGCUAUAUGCUGCCAGCUAAAUAUAUUAUUCACACGGUUGGUCCACAAGGUGAGAAACCAGAUAAAUUGAAGGAAUGUUACGAAAAUAGUCUGGUUAAGGCUAAAGAAAAUCAUUUGCGUACUAUUGCAUUCCCAUGCAUAUCAACUGGAAUUUACGGAUAUCCACAAAGGCCAGCAGCCAAAGUAGCUUUAUCGACAGUUAAGAAAUUUCUUCUCGAUAAUAAAGAUUUGAUGGAUAGAAUCAUCUUUUGCUUAUUUCUGGAAACUGAUAAAGACAUAUAUGAAGAACUGUUGCAAAAAUACUUUGCUCUUGAUUAAAUAGUAGAUAAAUAUAUCUACUUCUGCUGCAAAAUCUUUCACAAUGUUUGGUGUAUAAUAUAAUCUUAUAUAUAAUCUUAUAUGUAAUGGAUAAUAUAAGUAUUUUCACAAUACAACUAGUUAUAAUCAAA